AUGAAAUGUUUAAGAACUCUACUUAGUUUAAACUUAGAAGAUCGAGUGCCAAAUGAAAAAUUUUUACAACUCUGUGGCCAACCAAAAAUUGAAGAAAUCAUGUGUCGUAAUCGUUUAAGAUUGUUUGGCCAUGCAAAUAGUAUGGAAAGUGCACAAAAUGGAGCAUCAGAAACAAUACAUUAUGUUACACCUAAUCCAUAUGAAAGUAAUAAUGGUCAUGGUAUUAGUGGUAGUGAUCAAGCAACAACAACAAAAAUAAUACAAAAUAUAUUUUGUGUCUUAUUGGUGCCUUUACCACUUGGUCUUCUCCGAAAUGAUCGUUCAACGUUGACUACGAAUGAAUGGACUCUUCUUUCGAAUUUUCUUCAUUUAUAUGAUGAGCAAAAUCAUUCCAUACGAAUUCAAUAUUCUCUUAAUGAAUUAUCUUCAUUACCACCAAAAUUACGCUCUAAGCCAUUGCAAUUGAUGAAACUUCUUCGCGAGCUCUAUACAAAUGUUGGUCCACUUAUUGAACAUACACCUGACUUUUAUACUUUACACGUUCAUGUUCGUCAGAUUCUUAUCAAACAAAAUUUGUUCAUCACUGGUUUGAUGGGUGCACUUUUCGCUUGUCGUGAAAUAAAUAUAUUUCAAAAUAUGACUGCCAUCAAUGUUAGCAAUCUGUUUUUUGGAUUUCAAUUUAUGAUAGAAUGUCGUCAAAAUAUUGCACGAUAUGAUCCAAAUGGAAAUCUUAUUAAAAUCUUGAUAUUCAUAUUAGCAUAUUCAAGUAAUUGCUCAGUCGUUAAGUAUCAUAAUCAAGUAGAUAUUUCAUUUAUGUCAAGCUCAAUUAAUCUUGUUCAUAUUCAGAAUUUAUAUGUGACGAUAUUGUGGAAAUAUUUAGUUUAUCUAUACGGAUUUAAAGAAGCAGUACUUCGAUUUACUCAGCUUGUAAAGAAUGUUGUAGAUUUAAUUGAUUUAUUCAACCGGAGACCUUCAAACGAUAUUCGCGACCAUAUGAUUGAUAUGGUUGUAACAGAAACAGAACGUAAAUUAGUGAUAGGUGACUGA
Messenger RNA from Rotaria sp. Silwood1, 1047 nucleotides. Lineage: Eukaryota; Metazoa; Rotifera; Eurotatoria; Philodinida; Philodinidae. The record is from the annotation of a GenBank genome assembly.